AACAGCAUUAAGCCUCUUCCCUCCCCCCCCGUUUUUUAAUGCUAUCUUUUCUGGCUGCAACUCUUGAAAUACUCCAUUUACUUUUAAAAUGCCAUCUAAUAGUAUGCCAAGUGUGAGGCAUACUCACAGCUUUUUGUCAACUUGUGGUGCAAUAAUUAAGGGUACAAAACUUUUUUAAAACCUUAGAUUUUUUUAAAAGUGUUCUUAGUUCUGCAAGGUUUAAAAAUAAAAUCUGUAUUGUUACUAAAGCACUAUGCAAAAUGUUUACAGAGGUUUUUAAAAAGUACUUUAUUGGCAACUUUUUUUGCUCUUCAUAUUCAGUAGAACUAAGGAGUUAACUCUGAAAGGCUCUUCCUUUAGUCACACAUCUUACAAAGGAGUAAGUAAAAACAUGCCCACAUUCUAUGAGAAAAUUGGUAUUACAUGGGCCCUCAUCUGCCAUUGGAGCUUAUAAAAAUCUCAGAAUCUAAAGGGAAUAAUGAAAUCACACAGUGUGGCAGCAGUUCAUAUGAGCAUAAACACUUAACCUGACUUCAAAGAGUUUUCCUUUUUCCUGAAAAUGUAGAAGUAAUAUAUGUAUUACUAGGGUGGGUCGUUAGUGUUUUUUGCACUGUUGAGGUAACUGCAUAGCUAGUAGUACAUUUGUGAGACUCUAGGAACCUAUUCUAUCGUAUGGAAAUCAGUUUUUAGAACUGUACAUACUGAAUUCUGUACCAAGGAUACAUAGAGUAUAAAACAAAACUGGACUUCAUGUCAUGUUUUGUUUAAAUUUAGACUAAUCUGCUUUUGAGAAGAUUAAGAGGCUUAAGUCAUUUUAAUGACUUAAUGCUUACGUACACGUUUUUAACUAUUUCACUGAAACAUCUUAAAUCUUUCAGCUUGAUUGAAGUUUUGCUUUUCAAUCUCUCUGACUGCAGAAUCUGGCCAUAACUUAAGUAUUUUGUAUUUGAAUAGUCACAAGCUUGGUAACUUCACCUGCUGAUGGUGAACAUUCCAAACACUGGUUGCCUUUAAUUUCUUCAAAAUUUAUACUUCUGCUUAAGCUUAAUAGCUAUACUUACUUACUAUGAGUAGAGUAAAUUUAGGAGUCGUAUUCCUCUGAAAGCUUUUUUAAAGGGAGGUAUAGCAUUACUCAAUUUGAAAAGAAUAGGUGACAUCUAUCUUUCAUACAUUCUUGACGUUUUUUCCACUAUCCACAGUUUUCCUUGUUGUUGCAUCUUCCCUUGAUAUGUUUUUAGCUGAUUCUUUCGUCAUUUCUAUAUGGGUUUUUCAGUGUUUCCUCACCGCAGAAGAAUGAAUGAGAAGUAGAAAGAAGUCACUAUUUGUUUCUUUACGUAAAACCAAGUGCAUCCAGAAGCGGGGAACAGAGAAUAAAAACUAGAAGAAAAUGGAGCUUCAAAUGAACAGAUAUUAGGCCAGUGGUGAUUACAGGGUGGGUCAGAGUUGUGGUAUAGUUAAUAAGUGCUUCAGAUUGAAAAUUUAUGCUAGGUAAGGAGCUAUAUGUGCAUUUGUAAUGCAAAUUUAUGAUCACUAAGUUAGAGUUCCUAAGAUACUACACAUACUUCAAAUGACCUGCUUUAGCAAUUUCAAUUACAGAGCUGAGGAAGACAAGCUAAGGAAAAAAACAUUAAUCACUACAGGAUUUGCCUCACCUAAGCUAGAACCUAGUACACUGGGACUGAGCUACAUCAACAUGCUGUCUGAUCUAGAUGUUAAUUGAAAAGAAAGAGGAGCUUCUGCUAACCUGCACUUGGAGCACAGUUAACUGGACUUUGAGAUGAUAUUAACUGUGUUUUUGAGCAACAACGAACAGAUUUUGACAGAAGUUCCAAUUACACCAGAAACAACCUGUCGCGAUGUAGUAGAGUUCUGCAAAGAGCCUGGAGAAGGAAGCUGCCAUCUGGCUGAAGUAUGGCGUGGGAAUGAACGUCCCAUACCCUUUGAUCACAUGAUGUAUGACCACCUACAGAAAUGGGGUCCCCGCAGGGAAGAGGUGAAAUUUUUUCUUCGUCAUGAGGAGUCACCAGCCGAAAGUAAUGAACAGAGUGGACGUCAAGCCCAAAAUCAAAGAAAUGGCAUAAAUAUACCCAUGGAGAAACGUACAGAGAAUGGGGUUGGGAAUCCACGUGUUGAGCUCACUCUUUCAGAACUUCAAGAUAUGGCUGCCCGACAACAGCAGCAGAUUGAAAAUCAACAGCAAAUGUUGGUUGCUAAGGAACAACGUUUGCGUUAUCUGAAGCAGCAAGAACGUCGUCAGCAGCAGUCUGUUUCUGAAAGUGAAAAGCUUCAAAAACUUAAAGAACGUGUUGAAACCCAGGAAACAAAGCUGAAAAAAAUCCGUGCCAUGAGAGGACAAGUGGACUACAGCAAGAUCAUGAAUGGCAAUCUGUCAACUGAAAUUGAGCAUAUAAGUGCCAUGUUCCAGGAAAAGCAGCAGGAGCUACAGGCUGCAGUGUUAAAAGUGGAUCAACUUACUCAGCAGCUGGAGGAUCUAAGGAAAGGGAAACUGAAUGGGUUUCAGUCUUACAAUGGACAACUGACGGGACCUGCAGCAAUAGAAUUAAAAAAGUUGUAUCAAGAGCUACAGAUUCGUAACAGGCUUAACCAGGAGCAGAACUCCAAGCUUCAGCAGCAGAAAGAACUCUUAAACAAACGCAAUAUGGAGGUGGCCAUGAUGGACAAGCGAAUCAAUGAGCUGCGAGAACGACUAUACAAGAAAAAAGUUGAGGCACGUCAAAAAGAAAACAUUCCUUUGAAUCGUAUUAAUGGAACUUCUUCACCCCAGUCAUCCUUGAGUGCUUCAGGAAGGGUGGCAGCAGUAGGACCUUACAUCCAAGUUCCCAGUGCUGGCACUUAUGCUGUACCAGUAGAUCCAGUUAAACCACAGUCUCUCACCAUUGCUUCUAGCUCAACACACGGAAGAUCAAAAUCCGAGACAGACUGUGGGUGUGUGAAAAAAUCUCCAGACACCUGGAAGGUUUCUGAUUUAGACAUAAUAGUGGAUCCUAUUCUGUCACCUCCCACUUCUCUUCAGUCCGCUGUUCACAAUGUCAUCCGCCUGGCACCUACUCUCUUUGACACCCAGCACUCUAAUGAUGGAAAUUGGCCAAUACUUAAACAGAGUUCAACCCCUGUGGUGAAACCCCCUCAGAUCUCCAACACAGACUGGAAAGAAUCAAGCAUGGAUACUGCUUUAAAACAAGGAACUAUAUCCAGCCAGCCUUUGCCAACUUCAGUUUUAGGAAGUACCGACAAGCUGGGUCUAGACCUGGGAAAGGUGCCACCAACAGUUCCUGGUGUAAGCAAGCAGUUGCCUCAAAACUAUGGGACCUAUCCAAGUCCAGUUCCCUUAGGAACAGGUUCUACAAAUUCUCUAGAAAGGAGGAAGGAUGGCAGCCUGCCCAGACCUGGCACCAGUAUAACAAAUCGGCAAAGACCUGUUCCGCUUCCGCCGCCAAGCAACGUACAUCAGCCCAGUUCUUCACAACAGAUCCAGCAGAGAAUUUCUGUACCUCCCAGCCCUACGUAUCAACCUUCCGGUCCCCCCUUGUUCCCAGGAGGGGAUGGCAGGCCAGAGCUCCCUUUAACUGUGGCAAUCAGACCUUUUCUAGCUGAUAAAGGAUCAAGACCUCAGUCUCCCAGAAAAGGGCCACAGACAGUGAACUCCAGUUCCAUCUACUCAAUGUAUCUUCAGCAAGCAACACCGCCAAAGAAUUAUCAACAAGCUGUAUACAAUACGUUAAAUAAGUCAGUAAAAGCAGUUUAUGGAAAACCUGUAUUACAAUCUGGUUCGACUUCUCCCUCACCCUUGCCCUUCCUUCAUGGUUCUUUGCCUGCCCAGACUUCCUCACAGCCACAGUCUCAGCCUCAGACUGAGGUCUCUGAAAAAGAUCAAGAGCUGGAAAACGCUCCACCAUCCAGUGAAAACAGCAAUGUGGAAAACAUUCCUCGUCCUCUCAGUCCUACUAAGCUCACACCUAUUGUGCAUUCACCCCUACGAUAUCAAAGUGACGCUGACCUUGAAGCUCUGAGAAGAAAAUUGGCCAAUGCUCCUAGGCCGUUAAAGAAGCGUAGUUCUAUCACUGAACCAGAAGGCCCAAGUGGACCAAAUAUACAAAAAUUAUUGUAUCAGCGCUUUAAUACUCUUGCUGGAGGAAUAGAAAGUGCUCCUUUUUAUCAGCCAAGCAAUCCACAGGACUUCAUAGGCAUCUUAGCUGAUGUUGAUAAUGGUAACGCUAGUACCAACGGCAAUAUUGAAGAACCUAUUUCCGUGCAACCUACAGUUCCUCUUCCUGAUGAGCCCCCCCCUUCGUCAGAUGCCAAUGAUAACGAAUUACCUUCUCCUGCUACUGAGGAACUGAUAAGCACUGAAACCACAAAUCAAACGUCUGAGACAACUGAAGAUAACAACAACAAUCCUGCGAUAGUUCCUUCUACUGAACAGUCACCCAGUCCCACGCCUGAGGUCAGUUCUCCAGUAGAAGAUGAAGCUCCUUUGCCUCCUGCUCUUCCUCCUCCACCUCCUCCAACAAAACGUACCAAUUUGAAGAAGCCAAACUCGGAAAGAACAGGCCACGGUUUGAGAGUGAAGUUCAAUCCGUUGGCCCUCCUCCUAGAUGCUUCUUUGGAGGGAGAAUUUGAUCUCGUACAACGAAUCAUAUAUGAGGUUGAUGAUCCCAGUAAACCAAACGAUGAAGGAAUUACACCGCUGCAUAAUGCAGUGUGUGCUGGUCAUCACCACAUUGUGAAGUUCCUGCUUGAUUUUGGUGUAAACGUAAAUGCAGCAGAUAGUGAUGGGUGGACACCUUUGCAUUGUGCUGCUUCUUGCAAUAGUGUUCAUCUCUGUAAACUGCUGGUUGAAUCUGGGGCAGCCAUUUUUGCUUCAACUAUAAGUGAUAUAGAAACUGCUGCAGACAAGUGUGAAGAGAUGGAAGAAGGUUAUAUUCAGUGUUCCCAGUUCUUGUACGGAGUGCAAGAGAAGUUGGGCGUGAUGAAUAAAGGAGUGGUGUACGCUCUGUGGGAUUAUGAAGCCCAGAAUAAUGACGAGUUGUCAUUCCACGAGGGCGAUGCCAUUACUGUUCUAAGACGCAAGGAUGACAAUGAAACCGAGUGGUGGUGGGCCCGCCUCAACGAUAAAGAAGGCUAUGUGCCUAAAAAUCUUCUUGGGUUGUAUCCACGAAUAAAACCUAGACAGCGAACCCUUGCUUGAAUUCAGUUGUACAACAGUGCAAUACCGUGCUGGUAACUGGAAACUUAAAACAUACACUGGAGCCAUCAUUUUUGAUCAUUUCACACAGAGACAUAAAACUAUGAUAUUUAGUUUUAAUGGUGCUUUCUCUUGCUAAAUGGACAGCAUCCAAGAUUUUCAAGAUCUGCAGUUUGUAAAUGAGGAUCGUUUUUAUGUGACCCACCACUGAUGAGGAGAGCGAUGCCUCCAGUACCUACAGUGUUGCACCAACUAUCGUCUAAAGCAGUGUUUUAAGUUAAAGUUCCGUGGUAGGAGCUUUCUUGUGUUAAAUGUUCUGAGGUGUCACUUGCGGAGUGCAGAUACGCUGUCCAGUUUGCUCCAACCCCCACAGUAACUGUCCCACAUCAGGAUUUCAGAUAUUUUGUUCGAUACCAGUGAACGUUGAGUUCUCAUUACUGAUCAACUCUUUGGGUUCUAGGACACGAGGUCUUCACCUAUUACCUGCAUAAUUAGUCACCAAAGCUUUAUGAAGGCUAGGAUUUUAAGGGGUAACGUGUUAUACACUUAAAUCCUAGUCUCGACAACCCCAACAAAAGCUUUACAUAGUCUAGCAUCUAGUAUUAUUUGCAUUUAGAAUCAAGCUAGAGAACUAACAAAACAACAGCAUUUGUACACUUCUCACACCCCCUACGCAGUGUUUCACUUGGUGUUUUAUUUUCUUAUUAUGCAGCCGACAGCACCAGUGUUACCUCUACUAAUGUAAAGGUUCCCCUACUAACCGCCUGAGCUCGUCCAUUCUGGACAGAACAGUUAGUACCGAACUUGCAGCAGCUUAAGGGAUUUUGUACGUCUGCGUGGAUGAAAGUGCAAUAGUUGAAAAGGGUAAGAGUUGGGGUAAGGGUUAAACUGUGUAAUUUGAAGUCUGCCAGAGUCAGUCUAGAAGAAAAUAUGAAGGAGGGGAUAGAUGUAGAGAGAGGGCUGGGUAGAUGCUAAGUUGAGGAGAAGAAAGAAAUGAGGUUUAGUGAAGGAUUUAAGAAAGGCAAUAGCUUAUUUGAGGACAGUUUCUGUGGUUCUUGGCAACCUACAUCUGUUGCCAAGGCAAGUUAUGCAAUAACCUAUUCCACUACAUUGUAGUUUCAAGGGAAAAAAAAAGGCACUUCACUGGAAUUUUAAUUGUACAUGAUUUUAUAUACCAAAAGUAUAUUUUGAAUUUCCCAUUAUAAGUUUUAGCCAUGUUUCUUGUAAUUUUCUCCCAUUUAACAGUAUGCAAUUUGAUUAAUUCUUCAAGUUCUGUGUAUAAUUUAUAUAUCCAUUUCUGCAGUGCUGUAACUUGCUUUUACCACAGGUUAGCAUUAACUGUAUAUAUUGUGGUGAAAAGUGAAAGGGUAUUAUUGUUGAAGAAUUUGCUACAUGAAUGUGAUGAUUUCAAGAGCCUAUGAUACACUAAUUCAGAGAAGAUGUAAAUGUGCACAAUAAAGUACUGCUAAGGCAUG
This is a messenger RNA of Chroicocephalus ridibundus (black-headed gull), 6681 nucleotides long. RefSeq names its product protein phosphatase 1 regulatory subunit 13B (gene PPP1R13B). Gene Ontology annotation, biological process: regulation of apoptotic process; apoptotic process; negative regulation of cell cycle. Gene Ontology annotation, molecular function: transcription factor binding; p53 binding. Gene Ontology annotation, cellular component: nucleus. Bases 1778 to 5209 code for a protein of 1143 amino acids. The transcript has 18 exons. The record is from RefSeq and is a predicted model, not a curated record. NCBI's taxonomy places the organism in Eukaryota, Metazoa, Chordata, Aves, Charadriiformes, Laridae.